Messenger RNA from Lepus europaeus (European hare), 2631 nucleotides. It is a transcript of the gene TRIM71, whose product is annotated as tripartite motif containing 71. The record is from RefSeq and is a predicted model, not a curated record. The transcript is spliced from 4 exons. Lineage: Eukaryota; Metazoa; Chordata; Mammalia; Lagomorpha; Leporidae. Gene Ontology annotation, molecular function: zinc ion binding; protein binding; ubiquitin protein ligase activity. Gene Ontology annotation, biological process: protein polyubiquitination; proteasome-mediated ubiquitin-dependent protein catabolic process. The coding region runs from base 1 to 2631 and encodes 876 amino acids.
AUGGCUUCGUUCCCCGAGACCGACUUCCAGAUCUGCCUGCUGUGCAAGGAGAUGUGCGGCUCGCCGGCGCCGCUCUCCUCCAGCUCGUCCGCGUCGUCGUCGUCCUCGCAGACGUCCACGUCGUCCGGGGGCGGCGGCGGGGGCCCCGGGGCGGCGGCGCGCCGCCUGCACGUCCUGCCCUGCCUGCACGCCUUCUGCCGCCCCUGCCUGGAGACACACCGGCUGCCGGCGGCGGGCGGCGGCGCGCCGGGGGAGCCGCUCAAGCUGCGCUGCCCCGUGUGCGACCAGAAGGUCGUGCUCGCCGAGGCGGCGGGCAUGGACGCGCUGCCCUCGUCCGCCUUCCUGCUCAGCAACCUGCUGGACGCCGUGGUGGCCACCGCCGACGAGCCGCCGCCCAAGAACGGCCGCGCGGGCGCGGGCGCCCACAGCAACCACCGGCACCACGCGCACCACCCGCACCCGCGCGCGCCCGCCGCCGCCGCGCCGCCGCCGCCGCCGCCGGCCGCGCCCGCGCCCGCGCCUUCCCGCCCGACUCCCGGCGGCGGCGGCGGCGGUGGCGGCGGUGGCCCCGGCCCGGCCGCGUCCCCGGCGGCGCUGCUGCUGCGCCGGCCUCACGGCUGCAGCUCCUGCGACGAGGGCAACGCGGCCUCCUCGCGCUGCCUGGACUGCCAGGAGCACCUGUGCGACAAUUGCGUCCGCGCGCACCAGCGCGUGCGCCUCACCAAGGACCACUACAUCGAGCGCGGCCCGCCGGGCCCCGCGGCCGCGGCCGCGGCGCAGCAGCUCGGGCUCGGGCCGCCCUUCCCCGGCGCGCCCUUCUCCAUCCUCUCCGUGUUCCCGGAGCGCCUCGGCUUCUGCCAGCAGCACGACGACGAGGUGCUGCAUCUGUACUGUGACACUUGCUCUGUGCCCAUCUGUCGCGAGUGCACCAUGGGCCGGCACGGGGGCCACAGCUUCAUCUACCUCCAGGAGGCGCUGCAGGACUCCAGAGCGCUCACCAUCCAGCUGCUGGCCGACGCCCAGCAGGGCCGCCAGGCGAUCCAGCUGAGCAUCGAGCAGGCCCAGACCGUGGCCGAACAGGUGGAGAUGAAGGCAAAGGUGGUCCAGUCCGAGGUGAAGGCCGUGACUGCGAGGCACAAGAAGGCCCUGGAGGAGCGCGAGUGCGAGCUGCUGUGGAAGGUGGAGAAGAUCCGGCAGGUGAAGGCCAAGUCUCUGUACCUGCAGGUGGAGAAGCUGCGGCAGCACCUCAACAAGCUGGAGAGCACCAUCAGCGCCGUGCAGCAGGUGCUGGAGGAGGGCAGGGCGCUGGACAUCCUGCUCGCCCGAGACCGGAUGCUGGCCCAGGUGCAGGAGCUGAAGACCGUGCGCAGCCUGCUGCAGCCCCAGGAGGACGACCGGGUCAUGUUCACGCCCCCCGACCAGGCCCUGUACCUUGCCAUCAAGUCCUUUGGCUUCGUCAGCAGCGGGGCCUUCGCGCCUCUCACCAAGGCCACCGGCGAUGGCCUCAAGCGGGCCCUCCAGGGGAAGGUGGCCUCAUUCACGGUCAUCGGCUACGACCAUGACGGUGAGCCGCGCCUCUCGGGAGGGGACCUCAUGUCGGCCGUGGUCCUGGGCCCCGAUGGCAACCUGUUCGGCGCGGAAGUGAGCGACCAGCAGAACGGGACGUACGUGGUGAGCUACCGGCCACAGCUGGAGGGCGAGCACCUGGUGUCGGUGACCAUGUGCAACCAGCACAUCGAGAACAGCCCCUUCAAGGUGGUGGUCAAGUCGGGCCGCAGCUACGUGGGCAUCGGGCUCCCGGGCCUGAGCUUCGGCAGCGAGGGCGACAGCGACGGCAAGCUGUGCCGCCCCUGGGGCGUGAGCGUCGACAAGGAGGGCUACAUCGUCGUGGCCGACCGCAGCAACAACCGUAUCCAGGUGUUCAAGCCCUGCGGCUCCUUCCACCACAAGUUCGGCACCCUGGGCUCCCGGCCCGGGCAGUUCGACCGGCCCGCCGGCGUGGCCUGCGACGCCUCGCGCCGGAUCGUGGUGGCCGACAAGGACAAUCAUCGCAUCCAGAUCUUCACCUUCGAGGGCCAGUUCCUGCUCAAGUUCGGGGAGAAGGGCACCAAGAACGGGCAGUUCAACUACCCUUGGGACGUGGCGGUGAAUUCCGAGGGCAAGAUCCUGGUCUCGGACACCCGGAACCACCGGAUCCAGCUGUUCGGGCCCGACGGGGUCUUCCUGAAUAAGUACGGCUUCGAGGGCGCCCUCUGGAAGCACUUUGACUCGCCGCGGGGUGUGGCCUUCAACCACGAGGGCCACCUGGUGGUCACCGACUUCAACAACCACCGGCUCCUGGUCAUUCACCCCGACUGCCAGUCAGCGCGCUUCCUGGGCUCGGAGGGCACGGGCAACGGGCAGUUCCUGCGCCCGCAGGGCGUGGCCGUGGACCAGGAGGGGCGCAUCGUCGUGGCCGAUUCCAGGAACCACCGGGUCCAGAUGUUUGAGUCCAACGGCAGCUUCCUGUGCAAGUUCGGCGCCCAGGGCAGCGGCUUCGGGCAGAUGGACCGCCCGUCCGGCAUCGCCAUCACCCCCGACGGCAUGAUCGUGGUGGUAGACUUCGGCAACAAUCGAAUCCUCAUCUUCUAA